AGAUUAUGGAAACACCAAAUACCACAAAUAUAUCUGCUAAGAUUGCUGAGGAAAGUAUAACCUGUUGCAAUCUUCUGCAUUAUACGAAAAGUGGAACAUUGGCUUAAGUAUCACAAAGACUUUCUAAGGAGAAGUUACAACUCACAGUUACCAGAUCAGUUCACUAAUGUUAAGGAGAAUAUAAACAACGAAAUGGACAGCAUGGAUAUAAACAUUAUACGCUACGUUUUCAUUGCAUCUGCAUCGAUUAUAGUUUUACACAGAUUAUUAUAUAAGUAUAUAAAUAUUUAUUUACCUUCAGUGAUGUCAGAUGUUCUUUAUAGCAAGUAUUAUGUUACCACAACGAAGGAUGACACUGUAUUAGCAUAUUUAUAUGUGCCCAAAAGAUGGUUUAAACAUUUUUAUAUUUUUUCUGGACCUGUAUCGACUGUUACACUUUGCUUGAUUUGUUACAAAUUUUUGUUUGAUGGGAAUAUACCUGAAAUUGUAUUUGCAUUAUUGGAUAUAUCAUUAGGAACAUCGAGAAAACCUUUAAUACCAGCAGAAAAUGUAAUUCUAGCCAUUGUUAUAUUAAAUAUACAAUGUUGGAAAAGAGCUUAUGAGACAUGUUUUGUCAAUAUAUUUGGUGAUCAGAAAAUGAGUUUAGGCGUUUAUUUUAUUGGUUUUAUACAUUACACAGGAAUAUUUUUGUGUAUUGUAGGUGAAUCUAAAGGAUUUAUUAGAGAUUCACAUACAAGUUUACUCUUGUAUAAAUUAACAAUUACAGACAUAAUCUGUACACUUAUAUGUUUAUGGUCAUCAACCAUUCAACUUCAAAGCAAUUUUAUUCUAGCGGGAUUACGUAAGAAUGAAGAUGGCGAAAUCGUAACAAAAGAACAUAAGAUACCAUUUGAUGGAUUAUUUAAGUAUAUAACAAAUCCAUUACAAUUUACAGAAAUAAUUAUAUACAUAAUGUUGUCUGUGAUACUUUGGCAAGCUUCUACAUUUCAUUACAUCACUAUUUGGGUCAUAACAAACCAGUUGGUAUGUGCAGUUUUGUCUCAUGAAUGGUAUCAUAAAACUUUCAAAAAUUAUCCAAAAGAAAGAAAUAUUUUAAUUCCUUAUAUCUGGUAAGAAAUAUUGUGAAAGAAUCCAGAUAUCAUAUUAUAUACCUAUUAUUUUUUUAGAACAAUAGAUCAGUCAAUAACUGGUACACGCACACAUCCAUAUAUAUAUAUAUAUAUAUAUAUAUAUAUAUAUAUAAUUUAUUUAUUUAUUUAUUACUAUUGUGAAUGAAUAAUAUGCACAUUGAAUAAAAAACUUCAAUAAGGUUUUAUUAUUAUUAUUUUAUAGCAUAGUUAUUAAAUACAUAUUUGCAUAUAGUGGUGUUUAUCUCAUUGAAGAACAAUAGUCUUAAAUAUGGUUUUUUACACAAUAUACAAUAUAAUUAAGAUAUUGAUACAACAUUAAUAUAACAAUAUAUAAUCUUUUACCUUUUAAUUAUGAAAACUUUUCUUGAUUACCUAUUAUUCUAUACCAAAUUGCCAAAUGUUUCACAUCAUAAUGAAAAAUGUAUGAAAAUGUUUUUUUUUUCUGCACCUAUCUAGUCUAUUUGAACAAUAAGCUGAAACAGAAAUUAUUCUUCCCUGGGAUACGAAUGUAAUAAGAAUUCUUAAAAUAAUUCAAAUAUGAAGCAUGAUGAUAUUGAGAUAUAUUUUUUCAAUAUAUUUCCAAUAAUAUCAUCAUGCUCCAACAUAAAAUAUAUAUUUAUAUUAACUA
Molecule: messenger RNA, 1758 nt
Organism: Nylanderia fulva
Lineage: Eukaryota; Metazoa; Arthropoda; Insecta; Hymenoptera; Formicidae
Source: RefSeq, a predicted model, not a curated record